AUGGGUGCUUGCUAAAUCAAAUCUAAACUAAAAUCAGAAUAAUAAAAAAGACUUGAAAUUAGAAAGAAAUUAAACUUUAGCAAAACAAUAAUAAGUGCCACUGUCAAGAACUAUACUUUUGAAAGUUAAUAAACAGUUAAAACAGAGCAAACAGUAUAGAAAGAGCAAGUCUGUAGUGUGUAAAACUCUACUCAAAAUUUUAAUAAAGUCUACACUGUCUUAAAUUAAUACAAACCUAUUAAAGGUAUUUGUUUUAAAAUAUUUUAUUCAGUAGGAGAUGAUUAGAUAUUAACAAUUUAACAUAACAUCAAUGGACAAGUGAGGCAUGCGAGAUUGAUUGAAAGAUCGAGAGAGAACAAUUCCUGGAUAGAAAAUUUCUUAAAAUAAAAUUUUGUACCAUUAAUUUAUUAAUAUAGAAUCAUCCGAAUAUUAUUAAAGUUUAUGAAUAUUUUUCUUCAGAUAAAGAUUAUCAUAUAAUAACUUAAGAAUAGAUUUUAGGCAUUCCAUUAUGCGAUUACAUCAAACCAAGCGAAUAGAUUAAAGAAGUUUUAGCUGCUUAGCUAAUUCUUUAAAUAUUAUAGGCUAUAUAAUAUUUACAUUAAAAUAACAUUAUACAUGGAAGAAUAUCUUAAAAUUCAUUCUUUUUCGCUUAAGAAAAUAAUUUUACUAAAUUAAAGUUAAUUGACUAUAAAGAAAUUUAUUUGAAACCAGAACUUAAUCUUAAUUCAAUAAUGUUCAUACCUCCAGAAUUAUUAACUAUGAUUCAAGAUGAAAAGUUUUCAAAAGAAGGUGAUAUUUGGGCUUGUGGAAUAUUAAGUUAUCUGAUAUUGAAUAGUGCAUCCCCUUAUUCUAAAUGCAAAACUAUAUAAAGCAUGCAAAAUUAGAUAAUGAGAGGAGCUAUAAUAUAUGAAUCUACAAACUUCGAUAGAAUUUCUAAUUUAGCAAAAAAUUUUCUAAAAAAAAUGUUAGCAAGAUUAUUAACUCAACGCCCUACAAUUUCCAUAGCUAUUAAUGAUUAAUGGAUUAGUUAAAAUAUAAUACCAAAGAAAAUUAAUUGUAAAGAUACUUUAAAUAAAUUUUCUUAAUUUAAAUAAGUUAAUAAGCUUUAGUUUCAUAUCAUGAUUUAUAUGAUUAAUGUAUUUUUUAGUUAAGCUUUCUCAUAAUUAAUUAAUACAUUUAAUGAAUUUGAUACGAACAAGGAUGGAAGAGUUAAUAUUGAGGAAAUGAUGAUUGCUUAUAAAGCUUUAGGGAGAGCAGAAGAAGCAAAAAAAGAAAUUAAACAAAUUUUUGAAAAAAUAGACACUGAUGGAAGCGGUGAUAUUGAUUUUUAUGAAUUCUUAAUAGCAAUCACAGAUCGUUAAGCUCUUUUAACAAUCUAAAAUCUAUAAUUAACCUUUUAGACUUUCAACGUUAGCAGAAAUGGAAGACUUACUGAAUAAGAAUUAUCUUAGGCAUUAUAAAUUCCUAUUGAAAUUAUUUAAGAAAACCUUUCUAAUUAAAAUCUUUAAAAAAAUGGAAAAGUAAAUAAUGCAAUUAUUUUUAGAUUACUUUAGAUUUAAAAUCAUUUAAGGAGUUUAUGUUGGAAUUAUUAUGA
Molecule: messenger RNA, 1594 nt
Organism: Paramecium sonneborni
Lineage: Eukaryota; Ciliophora; Oligohymenophorea; Peniculida; Parameciidae
Source: the annotation of a GenBank genome assembly